Chlorocebus sabaeus (green monkey) is the source of this 2413-nucleotide messenger RNA. The record is from RefSeq and is a predicted model, not a curated record. Lineage: Eukaryota; Metazoa; Chordata; Mammalia; Primates; Cercopithecidae.
GCGGCCGGGCGGGCCUAGCGGGCGCGGUCAUUGUCCUGGCAGAGCGGCGAGCGGCCCUGUUGGCCCCCUAGGCCUGUCUUCCUGUUCACCGUGGGCAGCAGAGGGAUGGCUGCUCAGCUGCUGACUGAUGAGGCACUGGAGUCAGUGACGUUCAGGGAUGUGACUGUGGACUUCACCCAGGAGGAGUGGCAGCAGCUGGAGCCUGCCCAGAAGGACCUGUACAGGGAUGUCAUGCUGGAGAACUACAGGAACCUGGUCUCACUGGACUGGGAGACUAGACCUGAAAUGAAAGAGUUGGAUCCAAAGAAGGACAUUUCGGAAGACAAACCCUCUGUUGUUGGGGUGGCCACAGGGGGACCGACGAGGAACAGUGCCUGGGGUCCCGGCUCAGAAGGAGUGUGGGAACCAGGCAGCUGGCCAGAGAGGCGGCGGGGAGAUGCGGGUGCCCAGUGCGAGCCACUGGGAAUUCCCCAGGGGAACAAACUCUUGGGGAGCUCAGUACCCGGAUGUCAUGAACUGAAGGCAUUUGCCAACCAAAGCUGUGUCCUGGUUCCACCACGGCUGGACGACCCCACAGAAAACGGCGCCUGUCCACCCAUAAGGCGUGACAAGAACUUCUCCAGUAUUUCGGACCUCAGUGAGCCCCCCACGCCCUGCGUGGAGAAGAAAACCUAUGACUGCAGCGAGUGUGGCAAGACCUUUAGCCGAAGCUCGUCCCUGAUAAAACACCAAAGGAUCCACACGGGAGAAAAGCCGUUUGAGUGCGACACCUGUGGGAAGCACUUCAUCGAGCGCUCGUCCCUCACCAUCCACCAGCGGGUGCACACGGGCGAGAAGCCCUAUGCCUGCGGGGACUGCGGCAAGGCCUUCAGCCAGCGCAUGAACCUCACUGUGCACCAGCGCACGCACACGGGCGAGAAGCCGUAUGUGUGCGACGUGUGUGGGAAGGCCUUCCGGAAGACCUCCUCUCUCACCCAGCACGAGCGGAUCCACACGGGGGAGAAGCCCUACGCGUGCGGGGACUGCGGCAAGGCCUUCAGCCAGAACAUGCACCUCAUCGUGCACCAGCGCACGCACACCGGGGAGAAGCCGUACGUGUGCCCCGAGUGCGGGCGAGCCUUCAGCCAGAACAUGCACCUGACCGAGCACCAGCGCACGCACACCGGGGAGAAGCCGUACGCCUGCAAGGAGUGCGGCAAGGCCUUCAACAAGAGCUCCUCGCUCACCCUGCACCAGAGGAACCACACGGGCGAGAAGCCCUACGUGUGCGGCGAGUGCGGCAAGGCCUUCAGCCAGAGGGAACCACACGGGCGAAGCCCUACCUUCCACAUCGGGGUGAAGCCGCUCGAGUGCAGAGGCAAGGCCUUCAGCAAGAACUCCGCCACGAGCCCAGCGAUCCACACCGGGAGAGCUCACGAAAGCAUCUGCAAGAAGCACUUCACGGGGCGCCGCCUCAUCGUGCACCAGAUCGCACACUGGGAGAAGCCCUACGUGUGCGGCGAGUGCGGCAAGGCCUUCAGCCAGAGCGCCUACCUCAUCGAGCACCAGCGGAUCCACACCGGCGAGAAGCCGUACAGGUGCGGCCAGUGCGGGAAGUCCUUCAUCAAGAACUCCUCCCUCACUGUGCACCAGCGGAUCCACACGGGCGAGAAGCCCUACCGAUGCAGCGAGUGCGGAAAAACCUUCAGCCGGAACACGAACCUGACGCGCCACCUGCGGAUUCACACCUGAGCGCCGCCGUGCAGGGCUCUCCCUGGCGGUGCUCAGGGCGGACGUCAGAGGGAUGCGCGCUUUGUCAGCAGUGCUGUGAGAAGUUCUCCCCUGGGGUGGGGACUCGGGGUCAGGGGACCUCAGGAAUGUGGGAUUGUGGAGGGGCUGGCUGAUCACACAUGCCCCCUCCUUACUGAGCCUCAGAAAGCAAGCCCCUCGGUGUCAGACGUAUCUGGGGACAUUUCAGGGUUCACUGUAACUGAGCCAUGGCCACUGGUAACAGACAUCAGGGUUCCAGACUAGCUCUCUGAGUAACUGUCCUACGAGCUUGGACAGGUCACGCCUGCCUCCACAUCUCUGUUUCUUCAAUGGGAAAGUGGAGCUGGUGGAGGGGAGGGAGGAGGUAUCUCCCCCUUUGUCAGAUACACCCUGGAGUCCAGAUGCAGCUUGUCACCAUCUGCAUUGUCUCGGUGGGUUAGGAGCGUGAGGGCUUUCCUAUCCCUCCACCCACCAUUUCCCUGCAGUGCGCGCUGGAAGCCACCAAGCUAGGAAGUAGGCAGGAGUUUGCCAAUUGUUUGUGAGGGGGAAAAAAAUUUUUUUUUCAGAGUUAGCAAAUAACAGUAACUACUGCUUUGAAUGCCAAAGUUUCUUAGAGUGUUCUGUUACGUUUUUUAAAAAUAAAACUUCUAAUUAAGGGAGACUA